AUGGUUAAAGUAUGGAAACUGGGAUUGAUGAGUUACGACACUGCGUUCAAAAUUCAAAUGGCGCUGGCUAGGAAGCACUUGGAUGCUGUAAUGAAGGGUCAAGACUCCACUUGCGACACUCUAUUGCUUGUGGAACAUAAACCAGUCUUCACUGUCGGAAUCAGAGAUGACACCUCGAAAAAUGAAAUUAUGCGGCUCCGUGCUCUUGGAGCUGAGUUUAGGAAAACCAACCGAGGUGGUCUAAUCACAUUUCAUGGACCUGGCCAGUUGGUUGCUUACCCAGUGAUAAACUUAAAGCAUUUCAAGACAAGCGUCAAAUGGUAUGUGACCAGCUUGGAGGAGACUGUCAUCAAUGUGUGUGAUGAGUUAGGUAUAAAAGGCACAAGGUCCCCAUACACUGGAGUGUGGGUAGAUGACAAUAAAAUAGCUGCUAUAGGCAUACAUGCGUCCAGGUAUGUCACUACCCAUGGAAUCUCACUCAACUGCGACAAUGAUCUGUCAUGGUUCAACAAUAUUGACCCUUGUGGCAUUGAAGAUAAGGGUGUCACCUCACUCACCAAAGAAUCUGGUGUUGAAUGCUCAGUAGAGAAAGUUACACCCAUUUUCCUAAAAUGCUUUAACAAAGUCUUCGGCUGUGAAACUGAAGAAAUUGAUUUCAAAACUCAAGAGGAAAUACUAAACAGUGUUUAUAACAAACUAAUGAUACAAACAGCCAGUUCUUAA
This is a messenger RNA of Spodoptera littoralis (African cotton leafworm), 723 nucleotides long. Lineage: Eukaryota; Metazoa; Arthropoda; Insecta; Lepidoptera; Noctuidae. The record is from the annotation of a GenBank genome assembly.